Histoplasma capsulatum G186AR is the source of this 876-nucleotide messenger RNA. RefSeq names its product enoyl-CoA hydratase. The coding region runs from base 1 to 876 and encodes 291 amino acids. Lineage: Eukaryota; Fungi; Ascomycota; Eurotiomycetes; Onygenales; Ajellomycetaceae. The record is from RefSeq and is a predicted model, not a curated record. The transcript has a single exon.
AUGGCCAACUCAACCAAUACAUCAACCUUCCCCAUCCAGCCGGAGCAUGCAGAUCCAGAGCCUGGCGCAAUUGCGAUUAUCAAGCGGAGUGAAGGCAUAACCACCAUCGCUAUGAACCGGCCAAAGAAACGAAAUGCCAUAGACAUUCCAACAGCGAAGAAACUCUACUCAGCAUUCCUCGACUUUGAAGCUGAUGCAUCCCAAAAGAUCUGCGUCUUACACGGAAAUGGAGGGACGUUUUCAUCCGGCUUCGACCUGACCCAGCUGGCCACUUGGCAUGGAGAAUUACCGAAUAUGGCCCAGCAUUCCAGUAUCACUCGAGGGCACUUUGAACCCGUGCGUGGAGAAAAUAUAGGGCCACUCGGCCCAACUAGAAUGCACAUUCGAAAACCAGUGAUCUGCGCUGUCUCCGGUUACGCUGUUGCUGGCGGCCUCGAGUUGAGUCUUCUGGGAGACCUGAGGGUGGUAGAUGAAGACGCGAUAUUCGAAGUAUCUUGUCGAAAAUUAGGGGUGCCGCUGCUCGAUGGAGGAACAGUCAGGCUGCCGCAAAUUAUAGGUUUGGGGAGGGCCCUGGAUAUCAUAUUGACAGGGAGAGCGAUAACAGCAAAGGAAGCUCUAAACAUCGGGUUGGCGAGUCGGGUGGUGCCGAAAGGGCAGUCCUUGGACGAAGCGAUGAAACUAGCACGGAUGCUUGUAUCCUAUCCGCAAGAGUGUCUGAAUGUUGAUCGACAGUCGUGCUAUUAUGCUGUAUAUCACGCACAUUCGCUUGAAGACGCACUGUCUCAGGAAUUCGAGGCAGGAAGCAGGGUGAGCGACAUGGCCAUAGAAGCCGCGUUGGCAUUUGUUCAGAAAUCGCGGAGACAGUCGAAGCUUUGA